GCCAAAUGCCAAUGUGCCCCGCGACACGCGGAUGUGGGCACCCUGCACACGGUCCGGCGCCAGGGCAACUUCCAUGAUUGACUGAAGAAACACACGCGCCUUCCCAUAUGACCGCAAGAAGUACAGCUCGACUUCGACAUCUCAGAUCGACUAUCGCCCCGCCUCAACAGCAACUGACACUUUCGCGCCGAUCCACCAACAUGGCCAAUAUUCACACACCAAUCCCCAACCUCAAACUCAAUGAUGGCAAUAGCAUUCCCAUGCUGGCCUAUGGCACGGGCACUGCUUGGUACAAGACUGGAGACGAGUCUAAGCUCGAUCAGGCAUGCAUAGACUCGACCAAGACCGCCAUAAAGUUAGGAUACUACCACCUCGACGGAGCGGAAGUCUACAAAACAGAGACAGAGCUCGGCACCGCGAUCAAGGAGAGCGGAGUGUCUCGUGAUAAACUAUUCAUCACUACCAAGGUCAUCACGAACAUUCAAGACAUUCCAUCGGCCAUCAGGACGAGCUUGAAGAAACUGCAGGUCGAUUAUGUUGACUUGUAUCUGAUCCACGCUCCAUUCUUCGCUGAGUCAAAGGAGGACCAACAAGCCAAGUGGAAGCAAAUGGAGGAGGUAAAGAACCAGGGUCUGGCCAAAUCGAUUGGUGUCAGCAACUACCUUCCUGAACACCUCGAUGCCAUUCUCGAGAACUGCACGAUUCCUCCCGCAAUCAAUCAGAUUGAGUUCCAUGCCUACCUUCAGCACCCAGAUUUGCUCAACUACCACAAGCAAAAGGGCAUCGCCACCGCAGCGUACGGCCCACUUACCCCAGUCACAAAGGGUGCUGGUGGUCCGGUCGAUGGCAUUGUGGCAUCUCUGUCGAAGAAGUACGCCGUUAACCCUGGCGAGGUCUGUCUCCGAUGGUGCAUUGACCAGGACGUUGUCGCGAUCACGACCUCGUCGAAGGAGCAACGACUGUCUGACUACCUCCGUGCCAUGACCUUCAAGCUGACGCCUAAGGAGAUUGAGAUGAUCAACGAGGAAGGGAGCAAGAAACAUCUUCGUGGCUUCUGGAACCACAAGUACUCGGAUGACGAUCGUCGAUGAGCAAGUCUCGCUCACUGUGCAGGUCGAGCGACAGAGGCCACGAGUGCGACAGAUUCUAGUUCGACAGAUUUUGCCAACCCAAAGUAAGCAGCCGAAAGCUCAACUCUCUGAGAAGAGACAGGUAUUUCUGCUCAACAGUUUUGACUUUCUCGCAUCACUGCACAGAGUCAUAAGAGACACGAGUGCCCUCUGGCACCUGGCUCCUACCAUCUACUCUCGCUCAGCAUUCCUCGUC
Cercospora beticola is the source of this 1326-nucleotide messenger RNA. Its product is annotated as aldo/keto reductase. Lineage: Eukaryota; Fungi; Ascomycota; Dothideomycetes; Mycosphaerellales; Mycosphaerellaceae. Gene Ontology annotation, molecular function: oxidoreductase activity, acting on NAD(P)H as acceptor. The record is from RefSeq and is a predicted model, not a curated record.